Molecule: messenger RNA, 3825 nt
Organism: Cyclospora cayetanensis
Lineage: Eukaryota; Apicomplexa; Conoidasida; Eucoccidiorida; Eimeriidae
Exons: 13
Coding region: 1-3825 (1274 amino acids)
Biological process (GO): L-selenocysteine biosynthetic process
Cellular component (GO): cytoplasm
Molecular function (GO): selenide, water dikinase activity; ATP binding; oxidoreductase activity
Source: RefSeq, a predicted model, not a curated record
AUGUGGGGACCUGGCUCAAGUUCACAGCAACGGCAGGUUGUGCUUGUAGGGGCUGGUCAGGCACAUCUGGAUGUGCUGCGAUUGUGGGGAGAGCGACGGCUGCGGGAGGCAGAAGCAGACAAGACAAAGCCUCCCCCCGCCGCUGCACGGCCCCAAGCUUCUACGCCCACAGACACAACAGCGGCAGCGCUGCUGCGCUCUUUCCUGGGCAAGGAUGCGGCAGCGGUAGCGGGAGCAGAAGAUGAAGGAUUAAAAAAGGAUCCCGUGAAUAUUCCUGUGUCAGCGGUGUCUCUACUGCUCGUCACGGAAACCACAGAGGUGCUAUACAGCGCCAUGGUGCCAGGAUACAUAGCGGGAGAGUUCAAACUCUCCGACCUGACGGUUGAUCUUGCGCCGCUGUGCGUCUUUGCCGGUGCAUCGCUAAUUCUCGCGCGCGCUGUAGGCUUGCUUCCAAAGGAUCGCCUUCUUCUGCUGGACGGGAGACGUCCCCCGCUCAGAUUCGACGUCUUGUCUAUCGACACGGGAAGCAAGCCGGAUCUGCCGCUUAUCCCAGGGAGCCUGCGCCCUCUGGCCUUCUGCGGCAACAGUUCUGCUGAAAGAGACUCUGCAGAUGGGGGAGAUUCUAGAGCAGAUCCACGAGAUUUCCAAAGGUCGCCAUCAGCGGAAGACGCUUCUCGUCGUGCUGCGGCUCUCUCGCCAUGCGGGUGCCCUACGCGAAGCCCGAGCAGCGGAGGCGGCAGUAGCAGCAGCAGCAGCCGCUUUUGCAGCUGCUGUGUCUGUCCUAUGCGUCCUCUAGGGGGUAUCGUCUCUCGCUGGCUGUUGCUGAAGCAGCAGUUGCAGCGCGCGUGGCACCAGGCUCGAGACAACAAGAAUGCAGGGCUGAGCGCAAGUGGCUCCCUUGCUCACCACCAGCAGCAGGGGCCUGACGGCGCAAGCAGCACUAACAGCAGCAACUGCAAGGCCGAUGAGUCUCCACGGUUUCGCAUUCUCAUUAUUGGAGGAGGUGCAGUGGGCGUCGAGAUGGCCCUUACCGUGCAAUUCGCAGUGCAGCAGCUGCUGCGGUCGUUGGAACGGCAGGACGAGGAGCAACAGCAGCACUACAUCUCUUCUACGUGUUCGUCGCACAAAGAAGAAGCAGAAUCCAAGAGCCCUUGUGUUUCACCCCUCAAGGCCGAAGUUGUUCUCGCCACCAGCGGCUCCGAUAUCCUUACGGGCUACGCGAAAAGGGCGCAGUCGUUCUUGCGAAGGCUACUCAACGUUCGGGGGGUUCAAGUGUUUGUGAACUGCCGCGUGGAGAGGGUGGAAGAAACCCCAGAAGGGCGCUGGAGGGCGAUUGCUGCCAAUAAGGCACUUGAGGGAACUUUUGACUGCUCCUUUUGCUGCACAAGUGCAAGGCCACAGGACUGGAUCCAAUCGACACGGCUGCCGGUGGACGAAAACGGUUUCUUGAAAGUCUUGCCGACCUUGCAAUGCGUCGACUUCCCCAGUAUCUUUGCUGCCGUGCGUGCAGCUCCGGUGAUCGAGAGCAACAUUUGGCGUUUUUUGCGAGGGGAGACUUUGGAUGUGUGGAAGCCGGGAGGGGCCUUUGUGCCUUCUUUUCUUGUUACGGGCAAGGGGGAAGCAGUCUUUUGCAAGAGUUUCAUUGUGGCGCACAAUCAGUGGGCUUGGCGACAAAAGGUGCGGGCUGUUGGCGCACCUUCCUCAGCUGCUGCUGCCGCGCCUGUUUUGCCUCAGAAGUCGCUGGACUCGUCGUGGCUGGCUAGCCACCGCAUUUUCCCGAAUUCUCCGAAGAGCGCGUCUGGUGGCGAGACGGCGGCUCUGUUGUUUUUUGGACUUAGAGAGUUGGGGGCUGCCGCCGCAUCCGGCGCUGAGGCCCUUAGCGCCUGGGUGUCUGCGAGUGUUGCCACGUGUGACGCGUCCUCCGAUUGCCCAAGCACAAAUGAUCUGCCGCAUCCUUGUUUGGCGGUUUUCGCGCGUCUGCUCGUGAAGGCGGCCACCUGUGGCGCUGAGGGAUGCGGCCGUUCUCCUCGCUGUGCGGGUUGCUCAGGCAAGAUGCCGCAGAGGGCGUUGUCUGCUGCGUUGCAGCAGCUCCGGAUGCACAACACACAGCUCGAGCUACACGAUCAGCAGCACCAGAUGCUCAACUCCGAGCAUGCACCUGAAGAGCAGGACUGGGAGCUGAAGCCCCUUUUCACCCGGCCCGAGGUUAUCUGCGGCUUGCGGUCACCUGACGACUGCUGUCUCUUCUCCCCACUCCCCUUGGCAGACACAAGACCUAAUGCACAGCCAGUGCCUCUGCUUGCUCAAAGCGUUGAUUUUUUCAGGUUCUUCACAGGGGACCUUUACUCCAUGGGCCGCAUCUCUGCUGCCCACGCGCUAUCGGACUUGUAUGCAUGCGGUGCGGAGCCUUUGACUGCUCUUGCCGUCACGCUAAUGCAAAGGGCCCCCCCCGAUCUCCAAGCGAACAACUUGCUGCAGGUGCUCGCGGGGGCGACUAGUGUGCUCGCCGAGGAGGGCUGUGAGCUGGCUGGAGGCCAUUCUGCAGUCGGGGAUGGUCCUUCCGCUGCGGGCUUUGUCGUGACAGGACGCAUCCUAUAUCCUCCCGUUGGCGGAGACAGCGCUGCGGGAGGAACGCCUGCAGCUGCAGCUGGGGGGCCGCCGCGUAGUACUGAGUGUCUGCACAGCGCGGAGGAAAACGGAGAAGAGGAGCAGAAGCAGAAGCAGAUCGUGUUUCCUGGGAAGCAACUUGCUCCUGGUUUCCCCCUGCGCAAGGGCAGCGCAGGGGUGUGCCACGGAUCCGUUCUCCUCCUGACGAAAGGGUUAGGUUCUGGCGUGAUUUUUGCCGCGCAUACAAAGUGCAGCGCGAAAGGCGGCUGGGUGGAGACGGCGCUGCAACAGAUGCAGCAAACGAACCAAGCUGCCAUGCAUGCGCUGCUGCAGCACGGGGCCACCGCCUGCACGGAUAUCACAGGCUUCGGAUUGGCGGGUCACUUGCUGGAGGUUGUAGAUGCGUCAAAUAGGGCGCUUGCGAAGCUGGGGAGCUCCGAGAAGCCUGCAGCUUUAGGAGCAACAGCCACAGCGGGAGCUGCCGCGGAUGGAAACGCAGCAGCAGAAUCAGCAUCUGCAGAGCGGCUGGUAGGGGCACGGGUGUGGCUUGAACGUUUGCCGCUACUUCCAGGUGUCUCCGAGCUUACCAGUCAGGGCUUCUUUGCUUCUCUGUUUGUCGAGAAUGCAGCCACAGCGGCCAGACGUUUGGUUGUGUCCUCUGCGGAGGACAUCAAGGGCGAGCCGCCUUUGGCGUCUCUGCAUGAAGGAAAUGUGAGGGGCCUCUCUCCUACUGAGCAGCCGCUGGAAGGUGAACGUGAGCUCCUGCAGGUGCUGCAGCAACAGCUGCACGGGCCUUGCUGCUGCAGACUACCGGCCCCCGUGCAGCCGAAAGACGUUGCACAGCAGCAGCUUAUGAGAGAAGAAACGGCUCCCUGUAGCAACACCAACGGCAGCUACACCUCUGCCUGCGCUCGCGCCACGUACAGCGACCCUAGCCGCAGUUGCUGUUGUUGCAGCACCUGUAACGAUGCUUCCCUGGUAUUCCCAUUGCUGUUCGACCCACAAACCAGCGGGGGCCUACUGGCAGUGGUGCCUGCAGCCGCUGCAGCUUCCUGCCUUAAGGCCUUGAGGGCGCACUGUCCAGCAAUGGCAAUAGGCGACAUAGUGUCUUUGUCAGCUGCUUCUGCGGCAGACGCGGGAGUCUCGCGCAAGAAGCCCAUCCAGAUCGUUGCCCGAAGCUCUGCGAGCGCCCCCGAAAUGGGAAAUGUGUGCAGUUGA